AUGUCGCAAUUCGUCGGAAACACAUCGCUAGCGUUCGCGCGGACAUGGCACCACGUUUCGGCCAAGGACCAGACGCUCGGCUCGCUUGCCAUCAACAUUGCGCGCAAGCUCAUGGGCAAGGACAAGCCCAUCUACGACCAGAGCAUGGACUUUGGCGACUACGUCGUCGUCACCGACGCCAAGCAGGUCGUCGUCACCGGCCGCAAGGCCGACCAGAUCGUCUACCGACACCACACCAUGUACCCCGGCGGACUCAAGGAGAUCAAGUACAAGACUAUGAUGGAGAAGAAGCCCGAAGAGAUCAUCAUCAAGGCCGUCUCGGGCAUGCUGCCCAAGAACAAGCUCCGCGAUCGGCGUCUCGAGAGGCUCAAGGUGUUUGCCGGCGACGAGAACCCGUACGCCCAAAAUAUCACGAAGCGAUAUGACCUCGGCGACGCCUUUGAGGUGGCAAAGAAGGACGCCAAGGCGUAA
Messenger RNA from Pseudozyma flocculosa PF-1, 471 nucleotides. RefSeq lists its product as uncharacterized. Bases 1 to 471 code for a protein of 156 amino acids. Gene Ontology annotation, cellular component: ribosome; mitochondrial large ribosomal subunit. NCBI's taxonomy places the organism in Eukaryota, Fungi, Basidiomycota, Ustilaginomycetes, Ustilaginales, Ustilaginaceae. The record is from RefSeq and is a predicted model, not a curated record. Gene Ontology annotation, biological process: translation; negative regulation of translation. Gene Ontology annotation, molecular function: mRNA binding; structural constituent of ribosome. The transcript is spliced from 4 exons.